Molecule: messenger RNA, 4517 nt
Organism: Gymnodraco acuticeps
Lineage: Eukaryota; Metazoa; Chordata; Actinopteri; Perciformes; Bathydraconidae
Gene: tpcn2
Product: two pore segment channel 2
Exons: 25
Coding region: 168-2474 (768 amino acids)
Biological process (GO): transmembrane transport; monoatomic ion transport
Cellular component (GO): lysosomal membrane
Molecular function (GO): monoatomic ion channel activity; voltage-gated channel activity
Source: RefSeq, a predicted model, not a curated record
CUGACUUCCUAAAAGCACAUUCCCCUGCUGCUGCUUCAAGCUGUCUGGGUGAAGCUAUGUGACUCUGCCUGCCGCUGAGGGUGCAGACGGAGUACACUCUGAAUGUCUCCUGCCCCAGUCAUACUUUCACUUUCACAGCGCAGGAUCGGACACUGAACAACUUGUAGAUGUCCCGGAUGGAAACGGACAGUCUACUGACCGGGAAUAUGAACGGAGCGUCCGGGGAUUAUGGCUCCUCGUCGGGCACAGAGGACCGAGGUUCCCCGGGCAACAGGCGGAUGUCGUACAGUGUCGCCGGGCAGUCGUGCAGUGUCGAUAGGACCCCAGGUGAUGAGGAGCUCUACCUCCAACAAGCUGUGGUAUUUAUCGAGGACGCCACACAGUACCGGUCUAUAAACCACCGGGUGGACGCCCGCUCCCUCCGCCUGUAUCGCUGGUACUACUCCAGGAUAUGCCAGUGGUUCCUGGGCCUCACCAUUGCGGUGUUGUUGUUGCUGGCGUUUGUGGAGCGGCCCUCCUCCCUGUCCAUCUCCUCGGACCCCCGGUUCCGCUCCCCCGCCUGGCAGCCCCCCUGCGGCUUCACUGAGAGCUUCGAGAUAGUCUGCCUCCUCAUCUUCUGUCUGGACCUCGCUGUGAAGAGCUACCUGAUUGGCUGGGAGGAAUUUAGAAAGAACAAAUGGCUGAUCGCCUACACAGCAGUCAUUGUGUUCUCCGUCAUCGACUGGGUGCUCUCUGUCAGCAUGGUGUGUGAUGAGAGACUUAGAGUGCGGCGACUCCUCCGGCCCUUCUUCCUCCUGCAGAACUCUUCCCUGAUGAAAAAGACGCUGAAGUGCAUCAAGAGGACUCUUCCAGAGAUUGCCAGUGUCAUCUUGCUGCUGGCGCUCCACCUCUGCCUCUUCACCAUGAUCGGCAUGCUGCUGUUUGCUAAAAGCGAGGAUCCGAAGCGGAACGGGCAGUGGGAGUUACAUUUCAAGGACUUCUCCAGCUCUCUCACCUCUCUGCUGGUGCUGCUCACCACAGCCAACAACCCUGAUGUGAUGAUCCCUGCCUACUCCCUGAACAGAGGCUACUCCGUUUUCUUUGUGAGCUUCAGCGUGAUUGGAACCUACUGCCUGAUGAACCUACUGACAGCCAUCAUCUAUAACCAGUUCAGGGGCUAUUUACUGAUGUCGGUCCAAACGUCCAUCAUCAGGAGACGCCUCGGGAUCCGAGCUGCUUUCCAAAUCCUCUGCUGCCAGGGAGCGGAAAGGGCUGCUGAGGAGGGUGUGGCUGUCGAUGUGAUGCUGAACGUGAUGUCCAGGGUCCAGAUGAAGAGCUACUACAGAGCAGCUAUCACUAAGGAGGUUCAGCAGUAUGCAGAUGUUGGCUACAUGGAUAGAGAGCAGUUCAGGAAGAUAUUUGAUGAACUGGAUAAAGAUCGCAUUAAGGAGCACCCUCCUUUGCCCGGGUACAACUCUCCAGUCCUGCAGAGACUCCAGAAUGUCUUCAGUCACUACUAUCUCACUAUCCUCGGCAACGCGGUGGCUCUGGCCAAUGUCAUGUCCAUAUGUACCAUCCUGGUUCUGAACUCUGAUAAGUCUACAGCAGAGAGAGACAACUACAUCAUGGAGAUCAUCAACAUGUGCUUCAUCCUGUAUUACCUGUUUGAAAUGUGCAUGAAAAUCUUUGCCUUCGGAUGGAAAGGGUACCUCUCCUACAGGAACAACAUCUUUGACGGCUUCCUCACCAUCCUGCUCCUGCUCCUACAAAUCACUAUAUAUAUCACCUACAGGCUUCCUUAUUCUCAAUGGGAUCCAUCCUCUCAUGGUGUGAUGUCUCUGUGGGAGAUGGUGCGUCUGAUCAACAUGCUGAUUGUGGUCCGCUUCCUGCGCAUCAUCCCAGACAUCAAGCUCAUGGCUUUGGUUGCGAGUACACUGUUGGACCUGCUGAAGAACUUCAGAGCCUUUGCAGGGAUACUAAUGGUGGUGUUCUAUGUGUUUGCUGUGAUUGGGAUCUGGCUGUUUGAAGGAGCCAUCAAACCUCCUCCAAGUAUGAGUGGGCUCUCUAACUCCUCCAUGGAGAACAUCUCCAACUUCAGCAUGGAGUGUGGCACCUAUGAGCAGCUGGGCUACUGGCCCAAUAACUUUGAUGACUUUGGUGCGUCCAUCGUGUUGCUCUAUGAUGUCAUGAUAGUCAACAACUGGCAGGCCUUCAUGGAUGCAUACAGCAGAUACACCACUGAGUGGUCAAAGAUCUACUUUGUGUCUUGGUGGCUCACCUCCUCUGUCAUGUGGGUCAACCUGUUUGUGGCGCUCAUCUUAGAGAACUUCAUCUAUAAAUGGGACCGCAGUCACAGCUGCUCUGUUACAGAUGUGGAGAGGAUCAGAUAUGAAACAUCUGUUCAACUCAUGUUCAGAGAGCAGAUCAAGGAGCCCACUGAAGAGGAGUUACUAUGCCAACUACACCAACACCCUCACCUACACCUGCACUGGUGACACACAUUGUGUGCCAAUUCCAUAGUAUUCAAUAAUAAAUACUAUAAAGUAUUUUCCCAGGGCUUAAUAAUACAGCAUUGUCCCCCCCCCCCUUCACUACCAUUGGGGUUUCCAGGUCAGUCUUCUUAAUGUAAACCACUCAGAUUCAGGAGGUUUUUAGCUUUCAAAUGUGGCGUCUUGCAUUGUAUUUGCCCAACCAUAAAGAGCCAAGUAUAUUGUCUUACUUCACAAUGGUUGAAAAAUGUAUGCAUGUACUGCUGCUUAACAUGGGAAUAACAUGUAUGAUGCUUGCUUAUCUUUCAUUUAAAGGUGGGGUAGGUAAGUUUGAGAAACCGGCUCGAGAUACACUUUUUGUUAUAUUUUUGUUAUAUUCCAUCCCGAUAGCAAUAAAUAUCUGAAGUGCUUUGACAAAAAAUCCAUAACAAAAAUUAAUCUGUGGAAGCCGUAGUGCUAUAAAAAGCAUGACCAAUCAUCUGAGCCGGCCCGGCUAAAAUAACCUGCCUGUCAGCCUUCCAUCUGUGCACAACCUUAUCUCGUGCCCUCAUUGGUCAUGUGCGCGUUCGUGUGUGUUGGAGGAGGGGCUCUGGAAGGAAGUGGCAGAUUUUUUCCGGUUGUGUAUUUCAAAUUCCAGCGCACUCGAGCUGGUUUCUCCAAAAUUACCUACCCCACCUUUAAGCAGUUGUUCCAGCAUUAAAAUAUAAAUAUAACAUGGGAACUCAGGUGUUAGGUGUAUUCACCAGCUUUUGAAAAAUCAGAUCUCGUUGCUUUUGACAAAACCAAAAACAUGUGUCCAUUAUGUUCUGCCGUGUAGAGCAUGUCUAAGUUAUCUCUUUGUACUUGUGAGGGAUCAUUCUUGAAGGGUUAUUGUGGUUUCUUCUCUGUAGUGCAGUAAGUAAGAAAAUAAUGACGCCAGAACAUUUAUUGAGAGACGUGCAUGUGUAUUCUGGGUAAGGAUGGAGGCUGCUUGUCUACUUCUAAAUACUUUGCAGAGGGGUAUUUUAUGUAACGUAUUUAGAUGUGUUUUAAACUGGAAUGCUGGAUUUUUGUGUUCUAGAGAGGACACAGUUCUAGCAAGAAAACAACAGGGAUUUCCUUUUUUUUAUUGAAAGCGAUUUGUAUAGAGAAGUUGGAAUGCCAUUUUAUUAUAUUUGUAUUAAGUUGAGAUACAGUUUGUAGGCUACAAUACAACUCUUUAUACAAGAUUGACAAAUAGAUUUUAAAUAAAUAUUUUGAAGACUUCAUUUAGUAUGUUAUGGUUUUUUCGCACAUUACUUUGGGGCAUCACCUUUCUUUCAGUUUAAAAUGAGUCUGUUUUACUAGUAGCCUAUUACUGCAUUAUAAACACACAAACACAUACUCCCAAUGUACCAAAAUUAAAUUCAAAGAAGGUGCUGCUGAACUGGUUAGUUUUAUUUCAGUAGAAAUGUCCAAAAGAGCAAUACUUUCAAAAUAAAUAUGCAUCACAAUUUUAGUUUUCAGCUUUCACGCUGAGGCUACUACAGUGGACAGCUUUUCAAAAGGUGUUUUCUUGUAAAUGCAUGGGUUUUGAUGGCAUAGUUGCACCAUCAGCCACUACAUAGGACCCUAUUGCAUCAUCCCAUACACUGCCACUCAGUGGAAAGUCAGUGCAAGUGCAUGAUACAUGUCUAAAGUCUAAACCAAGAUGGACGACAGAAAGCCACAUGGACCGAACCGAAUCACUCCAUCCAUGAAUCACUCGCAUGGAUGUAUGAUAAAAAUCACUCGUCGAUAUCUUGCCAAUCCUUUUAUGGAAAGCGCCCCCUGCAGGUAUAACAAUGUUGGUGACAUCAAGUAACAACUAAGGAAUCAUUUAAUUUAAAAUGUUAUUAUAAUGUAAUUUUAAGUUUGCACAUCUUUGUUUAUAAUUUUUGUCUUCAGUUCAAACUUUAACCCAUACUGUCCACCUGAGCGGACAUAUAAAACAUUUUUUUUUCUAAAUUUGAAAAAACUAGAUAAAAAGAAACUAAAGUUCAAAUCUUGUUUUUCAUGCCCCAAGAGCAAUAAAAACACUUGGUAAAAAAA